Molecule: messenger RNA, 2786 nt
Organism: Styela clava
Lineage: Eukaryota; Metazoa; Chordata; Ascidiacea; Stolidobranchia; Styelidae
Source: RefSeq, a predicted model, not a curated record
AUGGAAGAAAAAAUCAAUACAGAUUCCAAAGAACAUGCUUUUGAAAUUUUACAACAAUUAAAUGAAUAUCGUAAAACUGGACGUCAUUGUGAUUUCAUGAUCAAAGCUGGAUCUGAGGAACUUCCUGUUCAUAAGAAUAUUGUGUCGGCAAGUUCCAAUUAUUUUAAAGCAAUGCUAUCUCAUGAAAAUGUUGAAACAAAAUCUGGUGUCGUUGAAAUGAAGGAAUUUGAUGAAGUUUGUGUUAAAAAAUGUGUUGAUUUCAUUUACACUGGGGAUGCUUAUGUUGCCAAAGAAAAACGCGAAACACUAAUGGGUGUCGCUCACAUGAUGCAGCUGCAAAGACUUUGUGAUAGUAUCGCAAUUUUUCUGGAAGAUGAUCUUGAUCCUAGAUCGUUUUUUCAAACUAAAGAAAUUGCGAAUAGGUACAACUGUAAACAACUUGAGGAAAAAUGCAAUCAAUUUGCAUUGCAACGUUUUAAAGAAAUUGCUCAGUCUGAUGAGUUUAUGGAUCUUGAUGAAAAAUUUGUUUCAUUUCUGAUGGAAUCAAAGGAAACAAAAGCAAAGGAAGGAGUAAAAUGUAAAAUGUUGUUAGCGUGGACCAAACAUGAUAUUGAUGAAAGAAAAGAAUGUUUUCUUAGUUUAGUGAUGAAAUUUCAGUUGACAAAAAUGACUUUGUCAUAUAGGCGAUUUCUUGUUGAAAAUGAACCACUGAUAUUUAAAUCUGCAAAAUCUCUUCAGUCAUUGACUUUGUCAAUUCUAGACAGCCAUCUUGGAGAUACUAUUUCAAAAGAUGUCGAUUUAACUGAGAAUAAACAGCUUGUUGUUUUCGAUCAAACUUCUCAAAGAAUGCAUUCUCAUAAUGUUGAUGAUAAAACAUGGACACCAAUGCAAACCAUAGAUCAAGCAAUUAUACAGAAUUUAUAUUCUGCUGUAGUGAUGGAAUCUUACAUUUAUGUGAUUUGUAGAAAUGGAUCGUUUUAUAGACUUGAAUAUGCUGAAUCAAAUGCAAAGUGGGAACAAAUGGCAAAUACAAAUCUUCAUUGGGCAUGUGCAGUUGCACUUGAUGGUUUUGUUUAUGGUAUUGAGUAUAAUUCUUACUCAAACAGUAUAGAAAGAUAUGAUCCAUCAAAUAAUAGAUGGACCAAACUAACAAACAAAUCAUUGAUUCUGGCUAAUGAAUCUUUGGUGGCUGCUGAUGGAAAGGUGUUUUGUAUUGCAGGAUAUUCUAAUCAGCAAGGUCAAGCAACAAAUCAAGUUGAGAUUUAUGAUCCUGUCACAUCAACUUGGUCAAUGGAUAAUGGAUCAUUGAAUGAAGCAAGAUAUCAAGCUUUUGCAACAGCUACAGAGGAAGGAAUAUAUAUUAUGGGAGGUUAUAAUCCUAAUAGAGGUUCAAAUCUCAGUACUGUUGAAUUUCGUUCAUCUGUAACUAAAACCUGGAUGAUGUUGAAAUCAAUGAAAAAUGCAAGACGAGACUUCAGUAGUUGUGUGAUUGAUAAGAAAGUUUAUGUCAUUGGUGGAAAUGGAAAUUCUGCAAAUAUAGAGGAAUAUGAUCCUGAAACAAAAGAAUGGAAAAUCAUUGAAACAAUACAAGGAAAAAAUAUUUUUCCAAGAGCAACAGUUGCAAUAUCUAUAUAACAUUGAAAGCUUAUAUUCCUGGACAUAUAUGGCUCUCAUAUGCUUAUUAAAAAAUUCCUGUCAACAUUUCUAAUUUUUUCCCAAAUUUUUAUCAUAAAAUGAUGAGGGCUAGAAACCUAAUUUUCGUGCAUCAUAAUACCCAGCUAAAUAAUUUAAAUUUAUCAAAUAUUUAUUUAUUUAUCUAUCUUAUGUUCUAGUAUUAAGUUAUAGUUAGCUUAAGAAUGAAUGUAUGAUUUAAUAUUAAGUUUAUUGAAUUUUUUCAUACAUUUAUCUAACACUAUUGAUAAUUUGACAGCCUGAUGCUAAACAUUACCUGAUUUUAUUAAGAAGUUGUUAUUCGAAUCUUAUUAAUGGUUUCUUAUUUUCCCUAAUUUAUUAUAUUAUUGAACUGUUAAUGAUCAAGAUUUUAAUUUGGUAUUCUUCGACAUUUUCUAUUUUUUCAUUAUUUCAUUCAAUUUUGUGACAUGCCACAAUGGGACGUUGACCAAUUUCAAUUUUUAUUUAUGAAUCAUGGUUUAAUAAUUUGAAAUUCUUUUAUUCACAAUGCCUAAAUUGUUUUGAAAAAUUUCAUUUGAUCUUAGUUCAACACAACAAUUCAAGUUUUUCAAUUAUUGCUCAGAAUGAGUUAAUAUUAAAUAAUCAUUUGCUUUAGUGAUAAUCACUGUAUUUUUUUGAAAUAUUAAUUUUGUUUCCACUGUUUUCCUGAUAUAAUCAAUUACGAUACCUAAUAUGCUCUUUUUUAAAAUAGGUUUAUUAAUAUCUAUGAUCUACAUUAUGAAUUGUCAUAUUCAGGCUAGUUGCGAUAAAUCUAUUAUUACAUGGUCCCCAUUGUACAAAUAAAAGAAAAUACAAAACUUUUGGGUUUAGGAGGAAUAGUGUUUAUUCAAACAUGCCUUAGCCAUGACCUUCUGCUGCUCACUGUUGUCCAAUGCAUUAUUGGUAUUUUGUAUCUUUUUGAGGUGAGGCUCAUUUCAUACCAUCAUCUGUAUAACGUCAUAACAAACUUGUUGUGGCCUUCUAGGCUGAGAACAAUUAUUCAACUUCGGAUAUUUCUAUUCUGAAAAUGAUGAUGAUUUUGAGAAAUUUUCAUUUUCAAGAAUUUCUUGGCAACUAAUGAGCCAUGAAAUAUCAUUAUUAUUUAUUGAUUUCAA